CCCUAUAUAUCUUUACCAAUCUCUCCCAGCUUGCAAGGCAUCAAUCUUGAAAGCUCCUCUCUCUUUCUUCCUCUCUCGUCGUCGUGUCGUCGCCGCCGUCGCCGGAGAUGAUGAAGCACUUGGUGGAGUCGGAGAAGGCGGCGGAGAAUGCCGGGCCGACGUACCGGAACGUGCUGGCCAAGGACGCCGGGCUUCUGCGGCCGCCGCCGGGGGUCGAGAGCUGCUGGGACGUCUUCCGCAAUUCGGUGGAGAAGUACCCGGACAGCCCGAUGCUCGGUCGCCGGAGAGUCGUCGACGACGGCAAGGCAGGUGAAUAUGUUUGGAUGACUUACAAGGAGGUUUAUGACGUUGUGAUGAAACUUGCUGCCUCCAUUAGCAAGUCAGGAAUCAGCAAGGGUGAAAGCUGUGGCAUCUACGGCGCAAACUGCCCUGAAUGGAUCAUCAGCAUGGAGGCUUGCAAUGCACUUGGGGUUUCAUGCGUGCCUCUCUAUGAUAGUCUUGGUGCUGGUGCAGUGGAGUUUAUCGUGUGCCAUGCUGAAAUCCAGAUUGCUUUUGUGGAAGAGAGAAAAAUCGCAGAGCUCUUGAAAACUUGUCAUGCCACAUCAAAGUAUUUGAAGACAAUCAUCAGCUUUGGAGGUGUGACAAAUGACCAAAAAGAGGAGGCUAAAAAUCAUGGGAUGUCCAUAUUCUCAUGGGAGGAAUUCCUGAUCAUGGGAGGUGAUCAUCAUUUUGAUCUUCCUGAAAAGAAGAAAUCUGACAUCUGCACAAUAAUGUACACAAGCGGGACAACUGGAGACCCUAAAGGUGUUAUGAUAUCAAAUGAAAGCCUUCUUGUUAACAUCACUGGUGCUGAUUGCGUGACCAGGUCUAUUGGCGAACCUUUUGAUCAUGAUGAUGUUUAUAUAUCGUAUCUUCCACUGGCUCAUAUCUUUGAUAGAAUCUUUGAAGAAUUAUUCAUUUCACACGGAUCAAAAAUUGGAUUUUGGCGUGGGGACGUCAAGCUGUUGGUCGAUGACAUUGCAGCUCUAAAACCAACAGUAUUCUGUGCAGUUCCACGAGUACUUGAUAGAAUAUACUCAGGUCUUACAGGAAAGAUCUCGUCUGGUGGCAUACUGAAGAAAGCUUUAUUCAAUAUUGCUUACAAGCUGAAACUGGACAGCAUGAGGAAAGGAAUUAAACACGAGAAAGCAGCUCCAUUUUUUGACAAAUUAGUUUUCAGCAAGGUGAAAGAAAGACUGGGUGGAAAACUACGUUUUAUCGUGUCUGGUGGUGCCCCUUUAUCUGUAGCAGUGGAAGAAUUUUUGAGGGUUGUGACAUGUGCAAGUGUUGUUCAAGGCUAUGGGCUCACGGAAACUGGUGCGGCGUCAUUUGUUGCAAUACCAAAUGAUUUUUCCAUGGUUGGGACUGUUGGUCCACCAGUUGAGCAUUUGGAUGCACGUCUUGAGUCAGUUCCAGAGAUGGGCUAUGACGCUUUGUCGAGCAUUCCUCGUGGAGAGGUAUGUGUAAAAGGAAGUGUUCUAUUCUCAGGAUACUACAAAAGGGAGGAUCUUACACAGGAAGUCAUGAUUGAUGGAUGGUUCCACACAGGGGAUGUUGGCGAGUGGCAACCAAAUGGGUCCUUGAAAAUCAUUGACAGGAAGAAAAAUAUAUUCAAGCUUUCACAGGGAGAAUAUGUUGCAGUAGAAAAUCUCGAGAAUGUGUACGGGGUUCUCCAAGAGAUAGAUUCGAUAUGGAUUUACGGAAAUAGUUUUGAAUCUUUCCUUGUUGCUGUCAUAAAUCCCAACCAACAAGUUCUUGAGCAUUGGGCUGAACAAAAUGGUAUCUCUGGAAGUUUAUCUGAAUUAUGUGAAAAUUCAAGAGCUAAAGAAUAUAUUCUUUCAGAACUCACGAAGAUUGCAAAGGAAAAGAAGCUGAAAGGCUAUGAGUUCAUAAGAGCUGUACAUCUUGACCCAUUACCAUUUGAUAUGGAGCGUGAUCUUAUAACCCCAACAUACAAGAAGAAACGACCACAGUUGCUUAAGCACUAUCAGGGAACCAUUGACGCACUCUACAAGAUGGCAAAGUAAACGAGCAAUGCUACAGACAAUUGAAGAAAGGCUUCACCCAUUCAUGUAAUCUCACCAUGUUGGUAUAUAUAUAAAUCCAAUUCACAUGUCAUGUACCUAACCACUCAUAAAAGACUGGAAACAGAUCAUAGCCUUGUCUUUCUUGUGCUGAAAUGAUUACUGUCAGAAACGGUGUGACAGGGACUGUCUUUUGUUAGAUCAUUCUGUUAAGUCAUCCUAUGUUUUGCACAACUUAAUUAUUACUACUAUUCCCUUAGGCUAGAA
This is a messenger RNA of Oryza sativa Japonica Group (Japanese rice), 2330 nucleotides long. Its product is annotated as long chain acyl-CoA synthetase 4. Gene Ontology annotation, biological process: fatty acid metabolic process. Gene Ontology annotation, molecular function: long-chain fatty acid-CoA ligase activity. The record is from RefSeq and is a predicted model, not a curated record. Lineage: Eukaryota; Viridiplantae; Streptophyta; Magnoliopsida; Poales; Poaceae. Gene Ontology annotation, cellular component: endoplasmic reticulum; membrane.